This is a messenger RNA of Mizuhopecten yessoensis (Yesso scallop), 5375 nucleotides long. Its product is annotated as basic proline-rich protein-like. The transcript is spliced from 9 exons. Gene Ontology annotation, molecular function: actin binding. The coding region runs from base 395 to 2146 and encodes 583 amino acids. Lineage: Eukaryota; Metazoa; Mollusca; Bivalvia; Pectinida; Pectinidae. The record is from RefSeq and is a predicted model, not a curated record.
AUGUAUUUGCUGCGUCAGUAUUUAUCCAUUUGGGUGACUGGAAAAGUUGUUUAAACUUCAAAAACAAGUUAGAAAUAUGAUUUUAAGUGCGUAUUUUCUAUCAACAAAACGUUCAAAUGAUACAGAUGAGUAAUUUCCUUCGCGGAAAUAAGGAUUUGUAAUUGGUCAAUUUUCGUGACCUGACAGCCAGACCUGAUACGCCAUCUUGGUAUCAGGCAUAUGUGUUUCCUGCUAAGAUUCACUGUUCCUCUCUUCCGGGUGUGGAUAUCGAAUGUUUUGUGAUGACAUAGGGCUUCAAUGAAGCCAGGAUGAUCCCAGAGAAAGGAUUUGACACAGAUUUAAUAAGCCAAUAGGCCAACAAAGGUAGACAGUUGACCCCUGAGGACUUGCAAUAAUGCCGCCCCCUCCGCCUCCCCCACCCCCAGGGGCACCCCCUCCCCCCACAGUCAAAUCCAGUGGUCGUGCCCCAGCUAAGAAAUCAGGAGGUGCACCAGAGCGAGGGGCUCUACUCAACGCGAUCCACAAGGGGGCAGCACUAAAGAAAACGGUCACCAAUGACCGUAGUUCCCCCUUAGUUGGAGGUAACAAGCCUUCGCCUGCUAGUGGUGGCCGUGGAGGCCCGCUAAUGCCCCCUGGUGGAGGGGCCAGCAAAUUCAACACAGUGGCAUGCCACGCUAACCGGCCCAACAGUAGAGAUAUACCUAACUCCUGGCGUGGCUCACAAGAUGAUGGAGUAGCCAAAAAUAAUAUGAUUAACCAGAAACGAAAGCAGAGUCUCCCAAGUUCCCCAAACAUUAAACAACCGCUGAAGCCAAGCUAUUCUGACGGUGGGGGGACCCCCACCCCACCAGCAGGAGGCCUUGGGGGUCUGUUUGCCGGCGGGCUUCCAAGACUACCCAGUGCUAACAAGAGACAACCAGGAGGUCCAAGAGCUCCAGGACCAGCUCAAGCCCCUCGUCCCCCUGGGCCCCGCAUGGCAAAUGGACCAUCAGCAAUAUCAAACGGUCCAACGCAAAAAAUUGGUGGGCGUCUACCGCCUCCACCAUCAAACACAAAACCCGGUCUGAACCCACGGCCCACAUCCAACGGACAGAGCCGACCUGGACCCCCCCCGCCACCACCCGCACAUAAUAAGCCGGGCAUGGCUGGUAGCCCAGGAAAGCUGUCAAAUGAUGACAGAAAUGGUCAUGUGAGAGGAAGUAAUACCUCAUUGAACAGUAACUCAUCAAGACUUUCCAAUAGUGGAGAAUAUAAUAUAAAUUCUAUAAACAAUAAUGCUCGACCGAGGUCAGGGGUCAGCGGUGGUGUUCCGAGGUCACAACCUCCCCCGCCCCCAAAUCGACCUCCCCCUACGACAGCCCCUGGGAAGCCUUCAGGACAAUGGCCACCUCCCCCGCCCCUACAAUCGGCAAAAGCGCCAGGGGCACCACCCCCUCCCCCACAAUCGGCGAAAGCGCCAGGGGCACCACCCCCUCCCCCACAAUCGGCGAAAGCACCGGGGGCACCUCCCCCGCCUCCACAAUCAUCAAAAGGGUCUGGGGCACCUCCCCCACCACCCCCACAGUCAGCUAAGAGUGGACCUCCACCUCCUCCUCCUCCACAGUCGGCCAAGGUGCCAGGAAGUAGGCCCCAGAGUAUGGUUGGUAGACCACUACCACCACCACCCUCACAGGGGGCACCACCUCCUCCUCCUCCUUCCAACAGGCCGCCUCCUCCUCCGUCAUCGAUGUUGAAACCAACAAAUGGGAAUCGACCACCUCCCCGGACAAAUCAGCCCCCACACCCUCCCCCUGCAAGCCAACCUCCAUCUCGACAAGGUGGUCCCCCACCGCCGCCUCCAACAAGAACCACAUCAGCGAAUCAUGGUGGAACUUUACCACGUAACCCAGCAGUGAAGCCACCUCCCCCACCCAUGCGGGUCCCCACGAGCACAGUUGCUAUGCCCCCAAACCCUCCACAGAGGCGGUCGGGCAACUACUCCGGUGGAACAGAUGAUUUUGAAAACAGAUUCAGAUUUCACAAUGCAAAUGAGUGUCCACCUCCGGAGCCAUUUAGUAAAAUCAACAAGACAUAUCCAAGUAAAAAUCCUAGAAAUCCAGGUAAAAACACAGGAGCGAGGGCACCUCCACCGCCCCCUCCAAAGUGACAAGUUUGAUGACCUAGGAUUAAUUCAUCAAAACCUCUAUAUGCAAAAGACUGUGUUUGCAUUCAAUUCAAGUGAAGUGCAAUGUGCAUUACUUGUAGCUCAGGCAAGGACAAGUCUACAAGCAACAGUCAUUAAUUUGUAUUCUAGUUCCGAUCAACAGCAGACAUCUAGGAUCGUUUUGUUCUAUGAAUUCGGUCGUUGACCUGUGUAUUUGUUCAGCAACCUUUAUAUCAGAUCAACGCUUGCGGUGUGUUCAUCCGGACAGUUCAUGGGGAAGCUCCAGAUUAGGGAAAAGACAAUUAUCAAGUUUCCCAAAGGGAGAUAAUCCUGUUUCUUUUAUUAACAUCUGACAGCUCUUGGUAUAGAACAAACGUCAGUUGAUUGUCAGGUGUAUAUAAAACUCACAUCAACAUGUCAAUUUUGUAUUUUUCUUUGAAGAUAUUACACUGUUGAUUUCUAUUUAUAUGUUUUUGUUUGCUUAAUAUGAAUAUAUCCAUGAAAAUCUUGCACACCUACAACUGGUUUUCAAUCUUUUGUAAAUUAUUCUCAUUACUUUAAUUAACAGACAUUUCUUUUGAGGAUAUUAAGAUGAAUAGCAAACUAUGCAAAAAUGGCAUCUGCUAUGGUGUAACACUUCUAUUUUAUUGUAAGACUGGAAAUUGCCAGUGAUGGAAUAUCUGCAGAGCAGUAGAGAAUUGACACUGUCACCAUCAGUUUUACGUACACCUUGACUGAUCUCCUGGUCUGUUCUGUAGUUUGUCAUCUGUGAUAUGUAAAAUUAAAUUUGUUACAUUUAUACACCUAUGUUCUUCAUCAUGAGUGCUGUUAUAUUUACAUAUUUAUAUGUAUUUGUACUAUCUACUUAAACUUAUAUGAGGAGGGAGAGCCUGCCCUCACAUGACCAUUUACCUGUACAUUCUGCUUUGCGAUUGCCAUGCAUAGCUAAAAUAAAACUCCACAAAGUGAUGCUUGGACAUGCUUCAAGCCAAACAGUAGUGCGAUGCUUGCCCGUUAGGCUUGUGUUCUUUUCAAAUGAAAUUUGUAAAAACUACAUAUGUCGGCUCAGCUUACUUAAAAACCAUGUUAUAAAAUUUGAGAAAAGAAUAAAUCUUUAUAAAGCUUAAAAUAUUCAAGUUGGCACACACCUUGCAUGCAAUUUGCCACUCGUUUAAAACCAGUUUCAAAUAUUUCUUCAUGUCUUGUUUGUAAAUUUUCAGUUAGAUGCUGAUUGAUAAGUGUUUAAAGAAAAUCAAUAUCCACCAUGAAAAAAAUGUGUAUUAAUGGCGCAGAUUAAUACUGAAAUAUUUAGUUAAAUGUAUUGUAUGGUGUUGAAUUUUGAUACAAAUUCCAUUUUUAUCAGGAGAAGUAACUACACAUCAGAUUUUUUUAUCUUUAACUUUGAUGUAAAUUUUUUAAUUUACUCAACCAUUCCUUCUUGUGUAUAGCACAAAUAUUUGUUUUGCAACAUAACUGACUAUAUGAUUAAUAUAUAUAAAGUUCAGCAUAUUAUAGUAUGAUAAUAAUGUUAUAUACUAAGGAUUUUAAUUCAAAGCUAACUGUAAUACAGAAAUUAAAUCUUGUUGAAAUUGUUUUCAAAAAGCAAUACUUUAUAGCAUGUUAUACUCUAAGAUUUAAUUGAGAUUAAAAAAAUUGGCAGUGUAGGGUGACAUUGUCUUAACAAAAAUAUUUCUGGUCAUUUAAUUUAAUUUUUGGGAAAUUAAAAUAAAAUGUUACACCUGGAAAGAAAGGCUAUCUUCCUUAUAAUAUCAAACUGCUGCUUGAUAUUAUAAAUCUUUGAUGAAACAGAUAUUUAAUAUGAUAUCGAACAGAUUUAUCUGUUAACAAAUUUUUCUAAUGGGCAAAAUUCUAAAAAUAUUGUCCCUUUUUUGUACACUGACAAGAAACGAAAUUAAUCCAAUUAAGUUUAAACAUUUUAAUUAAUAUUAGCAAAUCAUUUUUAUUUCAAUUUUUCAUAGAUCUACAAUUAUCUGGGAAAUAUACCCACCCCACAACUACAUAAUGAUAAUAAGAUAUUAUUUAUUGAAAUUUUAUCAUCAAUACAUUCCAAAACCUUUGAUUGAUCUUAUGACAAAUUUGUCAUAAAAUCUGAUAUCAAUCUUGUUUCAGACUCCAUGAGAAUGAUUUAAGUGACUCUGGCUCAGAGUGGAAGUAAAGAGUUUUUGUGACAGAUUUUGCUUUCAUACCUUUCACAAAUACAGUAUUUCUCAAAUAUUUUACUUUAUUUGACAAAAAAGACAUGUAAGUUCCUCGUUGAAAAUAACAUUGAAGUAAGGUUGAUGUUGGAAUAUCAAUAUUUGCAAUCUUUGGUAUGAAAUAAGUUAAUUAGUAGUUUAUCUAUAAGAAUAAUAAAAAGAGGAAUAGAAAUGAUUUUUUUUUUUAAAAGUGACUUGCAAAAUUCAAUUCUUACAAUGAUACGAACUCGUGACAUUUCAUAUACAUGGAAAUGAGUAACUAUACAAUUUGCUAUGUUAAGCUGAUUGUUAAAGGUUUAAUGGUUUACAUUACUUUAUACCUUGUAAUUGCCCAUAUAUGUCAUGGGAGGAUUUUAAUAUGAAAUUCUUAUAAUUAGAUGCGUAUGAAAAGAGAAUCACGGGAGCAGUGUCCAAUAUAUAUUCUCAAAUUAUUAUUCCCAGAAAUUAUAACUAUAGUUCACAUAUAUCAAAGACGUUUAUUGUAGGAAAUCCUAACCCAAGUUUCCUCUGUCCAUGUCACAAGACAUUUUGACAGAUAUAUGUCUGGUGUGGGGCCGGAGGAAACUUGGGCUAAGGAAAUCUAUGAGAGUAUAUAACGUUAUAGUAUUACUAGCUGUUUAAGAAUUAGGGGAUAUACAUUUAUUGUCCAGAUGCCUUUUAGUCCUUGUGAUUUCAGUUAUACUAUGAUCAUGUCCUAGAAUAUAUAUCUUAAUAUGAAAAACCUAUACAUGCCCAGAGGAUUGAAAUGAGAGGAAUGUAAUACUAUCCUCGUUUAAAGUAGGUAUUGGUACGUAAUUCCAUGCAAAUGUGAUUAAGAUUGAUCAUGUCAGCUCAAUAAAAUAUUUCAUUAUGUUUUCAGAUUUUUAAUUAAAAAUAUUUAAAAGAUUUAAUUUAAAAUAUUAGAACUAAAGUUGAUAUACUACCAGGUAAUACACAUUUUAUCUUUGUAUACAAGAUUUAAUUCCCACUCAUUAUGGCCUAUGGUUAUGGAUAAUUGAUAGCUUGGGGGGGGGGGG